AGUGUUUUUAAUUUUUUUUAUAGGUACCUACUUUAUAAGUCUGUGGACUGAAGAUUGUUUGUCAUAUAUCAUUAUUAAUAUAUCUAUCAUUACUAAUAUCAUUACUAAACUAAUAUACCUAUCAUUAUUAAUAUAUCUGUAAAUUUAUUACUCCGAUAAACAAUUUUUGAACAGUAGCUUUCUAAUUAAGUAGGUAUCCAAUAUGAACAAUGAUUCUAAACCUAAACCCGGUGAAGGAAUUCGUUCUAUGCAAUCCACUACUGCUUUCAGGGUCAUCAAUUUUGAGUUAUACGCAAAACCGAACAUUGUGAUUAUGACUAUAGGACUAACAUGUUUUGGCAUCACCUUAGGAUACAUUGCUUACAUGAGGAGUAAAUAUGAGUCAAUGGGAUAUUAUACUGCUGUUGAUAAAGAGGGUAAAGAGAUAUUUGAGAAGAAAAAAUCAAAAUGGGAUUGAAAAAAUUAGAUAUUGUAAAAUAUUAAAUAAAAACUUACUUUAGUAUUUAUUCCCUUCACAGUCUUAUUUCCCUAUACUCCAUCAUAAAUCAGAUUGACGAAGUGGAUUUGU
This is a messenger RNA of Diatraea saccharalis (sugarcane borer), 568 nucleotides long. The record is from the annotation of a GenBank genome assembly. NCBI's taxonomy places the organism in Eukaryota, Metazoa, Arthropoda, Insecta, Lepidoptera, Crambidae.